AUGCCAGUACUUUUCUCCUGGACCAAGAGCAAGCGACGACCUUUCUUCUGGACCGCUUGCAAGACAACCGCCACUGCAGCCCUCUUUCUCACUUCCCAAUCCCAACACUCUGUUUCUGCUUUUGGUGUGGUUCGACAACAAGUCAGAAUGGUGGAAGGUCACAGUGUUCAUCGCGUCGCUACUCUACAUCGGCAGCGACUUGUCGGAAAGAAAUUUACAGCAUGGAGUCCCAAUGGUCGGUUUACUGAUGGUGCCAAUGCCAUCAAUGGCAAAACCUUUUCUCGGAUUGAAGCCCACGGCAAGAAUCUGUUUUGUUUCUUUGGAGACGAUAUCAAUCAGAAAAGAAUUUCUGACAUUGCCAGGAAAGCAGCUUGCGCCACUGAUGAAGAACAAGAUGAUGAUGAUAGUGUGGUGGUUGUGCACGUCCAUUUUGGAAUGGCUGGUGCUUGGGCAGUCUAUUUGGCCGGUGAAACGCCUCCCGAACCUACGCCUACCAAUAGGCUGCGUUUGGAGUAUGACGGAACUGUUGCCGAUCUCAGUGCCAUGACGGUCCAGCAUGGUGGACUAGAGUUGUAUCGCACAAAACUAGCUAAAUUGGGAGAGGAUCCACUCCGCAAGGAUGCCAACCCCGCUACCCUGUGGGCACGCAUUCAGAAAUCCAAAAAGGGGAUCGGAGCAUUGAUCAUGGACCAGAGUUUCUUCACUGGUCCUGGGAAUAUUUACAGAGCUGAGAUUCUCUUCAAGGCUGGUGUACACCCCAAUAGACCAGGUCUCUCUUUGGAAAGGGAAGAAUUUAACCGUGUAUGGGAGCAGACGGUACUACUGUUGGAGCGAGGAUAUGAGACAGGAUCCAUCUUGACAGUGGACCCGGAAGAAGCCAAGGCUCUUGGCAAACCUCGCUUGCGAAGGUACAUUUAUAAUACAGCAAAGUGCCCUCGCUGUGGCACCUCCAUUCAGUCUUGGCCCAUCAAUAACCGUACCUGCUACGCAUGCCCACGAUGUCAACCGCUAACGCCCAGAACAUCGACCGAAACUCCACCGCCCACUUCAAAGCCUGUCACCACAGAUCACGUCCCCUUCAAUUCGCAUUGUGCCCGUGAAAGUACAGCUUUCCGAUUGAAAGAGACGGGCCCAUCACGGCUUACUGUGAAAGAAAUCAAGCAGGAGCUGACACGGUUGGGAGUGAGCAUCCCGUCCGAUGCCAAGAAAAAGGCUCAGCUGGCUGAACUCCUCCUCAAACACCUACCAGAGUCCGAGGACGCUGAAACAUCUUCAAAGACGUCACCAGAAGUGGAUCCUUCUUCUCAAGAUUUAACCUUUAUUUCUUCCGAAGACGCGGCAUUGGAAAAGGCACAGGCCGGUGAGAAUCUAGCUGUGGAACACAUUGCCGAGUUGGGUCCAAGUCAAGCCCGAAGAGCACGGUACCAAGGCCCCUCUAGAACAAGAUUGACGACAACUUGCUCUGCGAAUAUGAAGGUGAAGGAAAUCAAGGACGAAUUGACUCGAUUGGGUGUCCAAAUACCACCCAAAGCGAAAAAAGCAGAACUAAUGGACCUUUUGCACGAGACAGUGAAAAAGGAAGACAAGACAAUACUCGAAGCGGUUUCUCCAAAGGCCAGCACACCGAAACGAGAAAGAAGAGCAACAACUACAGCGUCCUCUGGUCCAGCCCCAGCCUUUGUCUCUCCCGAAGAUGCGGCCUUGGAAAAGGCUCGAGCUGGGGAAAACUUGGCGGUAGAACACAUUGCCGAAUUGGGUCCUGGUCAAGCCAGAAUGGCGAGAUCCAGAGUCUUGUUUCCCAAAGGGGGUGACGAAGUUGCAUCGACACGUACUACACGGACCAAACGUCCUGCACCCAGUGCUCCUACUGCAAAGAAAUCUCGUCGACGCACGAACUAG
Cylindrotheca closterium is the source of this 1899-nucleotide messenger RNA. The record is from the annotation of a GenBank genome assembly. NCBI's taxonomy places the organism in Eukaryota, Bacillariophyta, Bacillariophyceae, Bacillariales, Bacillariaceae.